Messenger RNA from Scomber scombrus (Atlantic mackerel), 523 nucleotides. RefSeq names its product late histone H2A.L3-like. The coding region runs from base 1 to 384 and encodes 127 amino acids. The transcript has a single exon. Gene Ontology annotation, molecular function: protein heterodimerization activity; DNA binding; structural constituent of chromatin. Gene Ontology annotation, cellular component: nucleosome. The record is from RefSeq and is a predicted model, not a curated record. Lineage: Eukaryota; Metazoa; Chordata; Actinopteri; Scombriformes; Scombridae.
AUGUCUGGACGUGGUAAAGGUGCAGGUAAGGUCAGAGCAAAGGCAAAGACCCGCUCCUCCAGGGCUGGACUCCAGUUCCCAGUUGGCCGUGUUCACAGGCAUCUGAGGAAGGGAAACUAUGCCCAGCGUGUCGGUGCCGGAGCUCCCGUCUACCUGGCGGCGGUGCUGGAGUACCUGACCGCUGAGAUCCUGGAGCUGGCUGGAAACGCUGCCAGAGACAACAAGAAGACCAGGAUCAUCCCCCGCCAUCUGCAGCUGGCUGUCCGCAACGACGAGGAGCUCAACAAGCUGCUGGGAGGAGUGACCAUCGCUCAGGGAGGAGUGCUGCCCAACAUCCAGGCGGUGCUGCUGCCCAAGAAGACCGAGAAACCCGCCAAGAAGUAAACCCAAGGCCCGGUUCCGUCAACAACACAAAGGCUCUUUUAAGAGCCACACACAUUUACCUUAAAGAGCAAGAUCCCAGUGCUGUUUCUAUUCAACUUAGAUCGUGUUUGUGGAAGUUACUAUUGUUUGCCUUAACCAU